UACAGUCAGCCACCCAGAAGCUGCUGCACCAUGAGUGCUUCUGUGCUGAGCCCCAUCAGACCCCUGGCCAGUGUGUCUGGGCUCCUGCAAGUGGCUUCCCUGCUCAGCCUGGUCCUGCUGCUGAUCAAGGCCGCCCAGCUCUACCUGCACAGGCAGUGGCUGCUCAAAGCCCUCCAGCAGUUCCCGUGCCCGCCCUCUCACUGGCUCUUUGGACACUCCAAGGAGUUCCAAAAAAAUGAGCUACAACAAAUACUGAAAAGGGUGGAGAAAUUCCCGAAUGCCUGUCCUCGCUGGCUCUGGGGAACAAGUGCCCAAUUCGUGGUGUACGACCCUGACUACAUGAAAGUGAUUCUCGGGAGGUCAGACCCCAAAGCUAAAGGUUCCUACAAUUUAGCAGCUCCCUGGAUUGGGUACGGUCUGCUCCUGCUGAACGGGCAGCCGUGGUUCCAGCACCGGCGGAUGCUGACCCCAGCCUUCCACUAUGACAUCCUGAAGCCCUACGUGGGGCUCGUGGCCGACUCUGUGCGAGUGAUGUUGGACAAAUGGCAGCAGCUCAGCGGCCCGAACCCAUUUGAGAUCUUCGAGCCCAUCUCCUAUAUGACCCUGGACAGCAUCAUGAAGUGCGCCUUCAGCCACCAGGGCAGCGUGCAGACAGACGGGAACUCCAAGUCCUACAUCCAGGCCAUUGACGACAUAAAGAACCUGUUCGUUGCCCGACUGAGGAAUGCUUUCCACCAGAACGACAUCAUCUACAGGCUAACCCCUGAAGGCCGCAAGUUCCACCAGGCCUGCCAGGUGGCCCAUGAGCACACAGAUGGUGUGAUCCGGCAGAGGAAGGCUCACCUGCAGAAGGAGGGCGAGCUGGAAAAGAUCAGCAAGAAGAGGCACUUGGAUUUCCUGGACAUCCUGCUCCGUGCCAGAAUGGAGAAUGGGGACAGCUUGUCCGACGCGGACGUCCGGGCAGAAGUGGACACGUUCAUGUUCGAGGGGCACGACACCACGGCCAGCGGCAUCUCCUGGAUCCUCUAUGCGCUGGCCACCCACCCUGAGCACCAGCAGAGGUGCAGGGAGGAGCUGCAGGGCCUCCUGGGGGAUGGCGCCUCCCUUAGCUGGGGCCACCUGGACCAGAUGCCCUACACCACCAUGUGCAUCAAGGAGGCGCUGAGAAUCUACCCACCAGUGCCGGGUAUUAGCAGGGAGCUCAGCAAGCCGGUCACCUUCCCUGAUGGACGCUCCUUACCUGAGGGAAUCUUUGUGGCGCUCUCCAUUUAUGGGCUGCACCACAACCCUAAUGUGUGGCCAAACCCUGAGGUGUUUGACCCUUCCCGGUUUGCUCCUGGCGCUGCUCGGCACAGCCAUGCUUUCCUGCCCUUCUCAGGAGGGUCCAGGAACUGCAUCGGGAAGCAGUUUGCUAUGAAUGAGAUGAAGGUGGCCGUGGCCCUGACUCUGCUUCGCUUUGAGCUGGCGCCAGAUCCCUCCAGGGUCCCUGUUCCAAACGCAAAAGUUGUGUUGAGGUCACAGAAUGGAAUCCACCUGCGCCUCACGAAGCUUCAGUAACCCUGUGGACAUGGACCAACUCUGAGGGCCUCCCGCUGGC
Molecule: messenger RNA, 1597 nt
Organism: Talpa occidentalis (Iberian mole)
Lineage: Eukaryota; Metazoa; Chordata; Mammalia; Eulipotyphla; Talpidae
Product: cytochrome P450 4A6-like
Exons: 12
Coding region: 31-1557 (508 amino acids)
Molecular function (GO): iron ion binding; monooxygenase activity; oxidoreductase activity, acting on paired donors, with incorporation or reduction of molecular oxygen
Source: RefSeq, a predicted model, not a curated record